Messenger RNA from Clarias gariepinus (North African catfish), 2425 nucleotides. RefSeq names its product protein kinase-like domain containing (gene pkdc). Lineage: Eukaryota; Metazoa; Chordata; Actinopteri; Siluriformes; Clariidae. Bases 133 to 1107 code for a protein of 324 amino acids. The transcript is spliced from 2 exons. The record is from RefSeq and is a predicted model, not a curated record.
CUUAGAUUCAUUGAGUGUAAUGUUUAUAACAGCAGUCGUGUGUUUUCAGGAGAGAGCUUGCAGUAAAUCUCGUGGUUGGAUCAGGAACACCUCGUUCUCCUGGUGAAGGACGUCCUUGUCUUUCCUAUCAGCAUGAAGCAGGAACAUCAGGAUCUGAUCCUCCAGGCCACGUCUGCGGAGCGUCUGCGUCUCGGCCGUAAGAUCCAGACGCUGUGGAGCGGUUACGGUCAGAUCCUGCGUGUCCACCUGCAGGGCUGCGAGCGCACCUCGGUCGUCGUCAAGCACGUCAUGUUUCCUGCCGGGUCCCGUCACAGCGACGUCUCUCACCGCCGCAAGGUCCGGUCCUAUCAGGUGGAGACACACUGGUACAAAAACUACAGCACCAACGAGCGCUGCCGUAUCCCAGAAUGCCUUGCGGCGCAGUCUUUCGGUGAAGAGCAGCUGAUGGUGCUGGAGGAUCUGGACGCCGCCGGGUUCCCGGACAGGAGGACGAGCGUGAGGGACGGCGAGAUUAAAGCGUGUCUGCGCUGGCUGGCUAACUUCCACGGACUGUUCCUGGGUGUUCCUGCAGGCGGUCUGUGGCCCGUGGGGACGUACUGGCACUUAGAGACGCGUCCUGAUGAGCUGGAGGCCAUGACGGACCUGAAGCUGAAAGCGGCCGCUGCGGAGAUCGACGCCGUCCUGAACAACUGCCGCUUUCAAACCAUCGUACACGGAGACGCCAAACUGGCCAACUUCUGCUUCUCUGCAGACGGCUCCCGCGUGGCCGCAGUGGACUUUCAGUAUGUGGGCGGCGGCUGUGGCAUGAAGGACGUCAUCUACCUCCUGGGGAGCUGCCUGGACGAGCGCCAGUGUGAGAAAAGAGCUUCUGGUUAUGUGGACUUUUAUUUCUCUGAGCUGAAAGGUGCAGUGCCAGAGAAGGAGAAGAAGAACUUUAGUGAGCUGGAGGACGAGUGGAGACGCAUGUUCGCCUUCGCAUGGACCGACUUCCACCGCUUUCUCCUCGGCUGGAUGCCUGGACACCACAAGAUCACCCGCUACAGCAAGCAGCUAGCGCAGGAAGUGCUGAAGACGCUGUCUGAGAGAUCAGACGGUGUGAAGCAUUAGACUCGCCUCAGACUCGCACCAGACUCACAUUAGACUCAUGUUAGACUCUCACCAGACGCUCACCAGACUCUUCUCAUGUGCACACCAGACUCGCAUCAGUCUCAACCAGACUGACCUGGAACUCACAUCAGACUCUCUCACUGAUCAAACUCUACUAUUCCACUGUGCAUUCUUAUUGAGAGUGUGCGUGAGGGGCGUGGUCUACAAUCAGCUGUUAGAAUGCCUUUACUCCAUGCUGCUCUUUAAUAAUAAUCAACACUUUAUUAAAUUGUGUGUGAGUGAGAGAGAGAGAGAGAGACAGUAAAAUCAUGAGCUGACGAUGAUGUUGAGGUGCAGAACAGAUGACCCUCAGGGUUCUCCCUCAGCCGGUUCUCCCUCAGCGCGGUUCUCCCUCAGCCGGUUCUCCCUCAGCGCGGUUCUCUUCUGACUCUCGUGCUUCAGGUCUCUUUGAUGGAGUCUGAUGAGGACAGAAGUGGGCGUGGCUUUCUCACGCAGCCGGUGUCUCCGUGAGCUCAGGGUUGCAGGUGAGCUCGAGUCUCACGCAGCUCUGCGGCUCCACAGCAGUAACGAGGAGUGUGUGUGUGUGUGUGUGUGUGUGUGUGUGUGUGUGUGUGUGUGUGUGUGAGCGAAAAGGAGUGUAUAUCACCAAGACGUCCACGUACCACUGCAACCCGAGAACAAAUCAGACUUAACACACCUUCACAAGUCCUCAGCGCGUCACUGCAGGAGCUUUGUAUAUGUAUAUAUGUGUGUGUGUGUGUGUGUGUGUGUAAGUAACGUGAGAGUGAAACUGGAUUAAACGUCCUGCAGUGUGAAAUAAAGCUGUUAAGAGUCUCAGCUCACCUCUAACCCAAUGUUCCACACAGGGAAAAACACAAAUCUAUACACACACACACACACACACACACACACACACCUCCAGGUUGUGGGAAACUUUUGAGUCAGAAACACACACUAUGAUACACACAAACACGUUAUCCACACUACAAUUUAAGGUGUGUGUGUGUGUGUGUGUGUAGACCUGCCAGAUGUAAUAUUUGUGUAUUUAAAUGUUUUAUUUUUAACGGUAUUUUGAUAUUUAUUUCAGUUAUUUGUGCCACACUGUAAAACAUAAAUACAGAUUAUGAUUAUUAUUAUUAUGAUAAUAACAGUGUGGUGUACAGGGGUUUUGAGGCUGGACAGUAAUGGUGUUAGUGAUUAGUGUAAUGAGGAAUGUUUAAAGUUUCAAUGUUCAGAAGAUUUUUUCACAAACCAACAGCAUUACACACACUGAUUUUGUGUGUCUAUGUGAGUGUGUGUGUGUGUGUGUGGGGGGGGG